AUUUCUUUUUUUUCAAAGUAUUGUUUUGUUACUUUUUUAUAUUCUCUAUAUAUCUAGGACUCAGUAGCAGAUCGAAAUUUUCAAAGAAAAUGAAUUAAAAAUUCGUUUUUUUUUACGUAGUCGAUAAAGAGUAGAUCGACAAAUUUCGAGGGCUUUCUCUUGUAUUUUCUCUUCUUCUUCUUGCCCAGAAGAACAAAAAUACAUAAAAAGCAAAGGGCUUUUGUGGGUUGGUGGCAAAAAAAAUUUCAGAAAUUUAUUCAAGAUUAUAUAUUGGGAAAAAGGAAAAUUGAUUCUUGAAGUUGAAAUUUUUUAGUUUGAAGAUUAGUUGUACGAAAUGAGUUCAGAUCUGAUAGCUAACACACAUGGUAACCUGGAUGAGCAGAUUUCUCAGCUUAUGCAGUGCAAGCCUCUAUCUGAGCCUGAGGUUAGAGCAUUAUGUGAGAAGGCUAAGGAGAUACUAAUGGAAGAAAGUAAUGUUCAGCCAGUAAAAAGCCCUGUGACUAUAUGUGGUGAUAUUCAUGGGCAGUUCCAUGAUCUUGCUGAACUUUUUAGGAUUGGUGGACAGUGUCCAGAUACAAAUUAUCUGUUUAUGGGUGAUUACGUUGACCGUGGAUAUUAUUCGGUUGAAACAGUUACUCUAUUGGUAGCUCUGAAAGUGCGUUAUCCUCAACGACUAACAAUUCUUAGAGGAAAUCAUGAAAGCCGACAGAUCACACAAGUCUAUGGGUUCUACGAUGAAUGCUUGCGGAAGUAUGGCAAUGCUAAUGUUUGGAAAACAUUUACUGAUCUAUUUGAUUAUUUUCCUUUGACGGCAUUGGUUGAAUCCGAAAUUUUUUGUUUGCAUGGAGGACUGUCUCCAUCUAUUGAAACCCUUGAUAAUGUACGAAGUUUCGACCGUGUCCAAGAAGUUCCUCAUGAAGGGGCCAUGUGUGAUCUUUUGUGGUCAGACCCAGAUGAUCGUUGUGGUUGGGGUAUGUCACCCCGGGGUGCUGGAUACACUUUUGGGCAGGACAUAUCUGAGCAAUUUCACCAUACCAAUAAUCUAAAGCUGAUUGCUCGAGCUCAUCAGCUGGUUAUGGAGGGAUAUAACUGGAGCCAUGAACAAAAAGUUGUCACUAUAUUUAGUGCACCAAAUUAUUGUUAUCGAUGUGGAAACAUGGCCUCUAUUUUGGAAGUUGAUGACUGCAGAGGGCACACAUUUAUCCAGUUUGAUCCAGCUCCAAGAAGGGGAGAACCGGAUGUAACACGAAGAACCCCUGAUUACUUCUUAUAAAUGUGAUGGAGAGCAAUAUCUAUUGUCUGCCAAGUGCUGUUUUUUGCGAUAACUUCCAUCUAUUGUCGAGAUGUGAGUGCAUUUAUGGCAAAGCUAGUAGGCUGCUCCCGGGAGGUAAUCCGAGGAUAAAGAGGCUUGACCAGGUCCCCUUGGUUAAAGUCAUAUUCUAACCUAUGUUAGGAAUAUUAGAGUGGAGAAGUGCAGCCAGCAAUGCUGUUAUGUAUGAUUUCAUGAAGACUUGUUUUCUGUUGUUCCUUUCCAUGCUCUGAUUUUCAGUCUUAGUGUGAUAAUUUUGUCAUAUGUUGGUUGCAAGGAAGUCUCUUGUGUAAAGUUAAGAAUCAUCUACUUUACAUUGUAACUUUUACCUUGUUAAUGCAGCUCAUCCUUUCUUUCU
Messenger RNA from Solanum stenotomum, 1667 nucleotides. Its product is annotated as serine/threonine-protein phosphatase PP2A-5 catalytic subunit. The coding region runs from base 335 to 1273 and encodes 312 amino acids. Gene Ontology annotation, cellular component: cytosol. Lineage: Eukaryota; Viridiplantae; Streptophyta; Magnoliopsida; Solanales; Solanaceae. The transcript is spliced from 11 exons. Gene Ontology annotation, biological process: peptidyl-serine dephosphorylation; mitotic cell cycle. Gene Ontology annotation, molecular function: protein serine/threonine phosphatase activity. The record is from RefSeq and is a predicted model, not a curated record.